Molecule: messenger RNA, 3435 nt
Organism: Moneuplotes crassus
Lineage: Eukaryota; Ciliophora; Spirotrichea; Euplotida; Euplotidae
Source: the annotation of a GenBank genome assembly
AGUAAAACCUGCAAAUAUCUCUAUCAACACGAUAAAGGAGGUUUCCAAAUCAAAUAUGUCUGUGAGAACUCACUCGCAUCAGAAGUCAGGCAAUAAAUCAGUUAGCUUCCAUGCAAGCAGUAAGAAAGGAAGUGCAAUGAAGAAAUUAGCAAGGUCAUCUACAAAAAGAUAUAAGCAUAAAAUAAGAAAGAGUGAUCAGGAAGAAAUUAAGGAGAUAAAGAACGAUAAGAUGAAGUUCUUUUAUAAUCCAUACAGGAAGGACACCAAUGACACCAAAUAAGCACAUGGUGUUUGAUCCUGAGAAGAAACAGAAGAAAUCUCAGUGGAAGAAGUUGGGAACGAUGAUUCUUAAGAACAACAAUUCGAAGCUGAAAAAUACAAUUUCGGAACUGAACAAAUUUAAGGAGAAAAAGUCAAAAUUGACAUUGAAGAGCAAGGAUUUCUCAGGGAUUCAUACUCGAAGUAUCUCCAAACCAAUCUGGGCUAAGAAGUUUUCUCACAAGAAGAGCUAUAUGAAGAGACUACAUAGAGAUUCUUUGGCAAGGAAGAUUUUUAACAUAAAUUCUAAACUAAUUGGAAGGAAUAACUUUGCUCCCAGAAAGACAAUGAAUAUGGGCCGGAGAUGGAGCAAGAUAAGCACUGUAAAUCCCAUCAUGAUAGAAGGCCUCUUCUCUAGAGAUGAAGAGAGUUAUAAAUAAAAGCGACAAGUCUCUUAAAGAGCAAAAUUCAGAAUAUGAAGCCAAACGACUAAAAACUGGAAGUUCCUUCUCUAAUGUCUCUGGAGAGUUCAAAAUAAACAUCGGAGAAGCUUCUGUCCAUAAUGAGGCUAUAACUGACCAUAUCAAUACCAAGGAAGAAGAAAAGAACUUAGACAAUAUCGAGGACAGUGGCACUACCUCGCUUACAUCCUCCAAUACAGAUUCACUGACUGAGUCUAAAGUAUCUGUUAACGAAGAAUUCAAAACUAAUUAUGUGGAAAAGGAGUGGAGAGAGUCUGAAGAUAAUGCUAACCAAGAAGCUCAAGUCGAAAUGAUAGACACUAAGGAAGAUGAUGAGCAAUCAGUAGAUUUAAGGAAAAACGUAGAAAAAGGACAAAUUGGCCUUCAAGCUCAUCUUAACAUACUUAAGAAGAUGUUGAAAGAAGGGAAGAAGACGUUUAGAAAGCCUAUGAAACAACUUGGAUCAACCCACUCUUUGAGCAGGUCUUUCAAUCGCUCUUACUCAAACAUGAAGUACAAAGUAAAGAGUGUAUAUGCGGAUUAUUUCAAAGGGAGGAAGUUUUCUACCAGAAAUAACAAAGGCAAUAACAGUGCCAAUAGAGUCAAGAGAAUAAAGAAGAAAGGCACUAAGAAGAAACUAAAUAAGAGAAGUGAAACAGUUGUAAAUAUCAUGAAACAAGAAUCAGGGAAAUUUACAAAGCAGGACUCAGUACACUCAUUUGAUUAUUUCAAGAGGCAAUUCACUGUAGAUAAUUCGAGAAUUUUCAAUCCGAUCCUCAAGUCUAAGGAUAUCGGAAACUCAAUAGAGGGGUUUUCCAAAUCAGGUAUUUCUCUCAGAUUCGAAGCUGGAACCUUAUCUUCCAAAGAGCGUGAAGGAUCGAGUGGAAAUAUUCACAAAUCAAUAAAUGUUGAAUGUCUUGACAUUAACAAAAGAAAUGUUCCCAAACGAGAGAGAACUUCCAGCUUUAUGAACAAACUCCCUUUGAUGGUUAGCAGCACUCUAAACUUUGAGAAUGAUAUUGAAAAAUCCAACUCCAAGAGAGAUAACUUACUAGGAGUUUCUGAAAAAUAGAAGAGAGACAGUGGCUGCUAAUUACAAUAUCAAAGAAGAGCAGGGAAGGCCAAGUCUGAUGAUCCCUAAGGGAACCAGCUUAUUAUUAGUAAAACCAAGGCUUUCAUUCUCUUCUCGUAAAAGAGGCAGUUUCAGAGUAGGGUCGUUUAAUGCAGGCAAUAAUGAUCUACAAAUAACAGGAAUAGCUCAGGCUGGGAGAAGAAGUUGUAUAAGGAAACACAGCCAAAAGAGAAGAAGAAAGCCAGUAUUAUCAGUUUCCAUACGGAUAACUCCCCAUUGACGAGUAUUGAAGAUGAAGAGCAAGAUAUGGACGAGAUUAAUGAAGAAGAUGAAAAAGAGGGUGCAAAAGAGGAAGAAGAGAAGCACCCUUAAAACCUAUGAAUCAAAGAAGUCGAUCAUAGAACCAACGGCUGCCAAAUCUCAUAUAAAUGUGACAAAACAUUCAAAAGAGUCUAGAGCUGUUGUAAAGACUCCAAAAGAGCCAAUUCAUGGAUCAACAGGUUUAAAAUUGACUAAAGUUCUUAAAGCUCCAAAAUCUCCAACAAAGAUACAUAUAAACCCACUGGAUGAGGGUGGCAUUCAGAUCUUUAAGAAAGGUGCUGACUCAGAGAAAACCAAAGGAUCUCAGAUAUAUAACUUCAAGCAAGCAAAACCCACUCUAAAACAGCAAUCUUCAAAAGCAGGAGAUAUUAUAAGAGACAAAAUGAUGUCCAGCAAUAGUAAAGAUAUUCAAAAACCAAGUAAUAAAACCUUGGUUCUUUCCCCUUGGAAGUCUAAAAGAAUCGAUAAAUUAGUGGCUGUCAAAAGAGCUUUGAAGAAGAUACUAUGUCAGAAGAAAACAGCAAGUUUGGCUAAUCACCAAGAUAUUCAGCCGUACCAGGAUAUUCUCUGUAGCAAGGAGAGAACCCAAGAAAUCAAGAAACCUUUGAAUUUUAAAUAAGGAAACUCUGUUUCAAAAAGUUGAUAAGUACAUUAAAUAGCGACGAAAUUGCAUAUCAUCGAAGGAAAAAAGUGCCCUAGAAAGAAACUGAAACGCUUUGGUAGGAGACAGAUCAAAUCUCCACAUCAGAGAAGAGUCGAACCACAACUUUUCGAUGUAAGAAUCCGGAAACAACUGCAAGAGAAUGGCUCAAGGAAUAGAAACUUUUGGGAUGAGUUUAAAUCUCCACAAAAUAUUAGGUCACUGGAUAAUACGAAUUUGGGACCAAAUAAGUUCUUAAGCCAAAAGAAAAUGAAUAGUUUCAAACUGAUGAAUACUUUAAACGAUGGUUUUCCAGUAGGGACUCAAGGAUCUUUUUCACCAAAGGUUUUUCUUUCUCAUCAUUUUUAUGCAUGAUCCCCAAAAAUUAAAGGGAGAGCAACUUCUCCUGUUUCAAAAAGAUUGAAUAUGCAUGUGUCAAAGAAAUUUCCAUUUACCUCUGACAAAGCAUUCUCAACAGUUAUGAAAACACCUCCUCUAACCACCAAAAAUAUUCCCAAGUACCAUAUCCGAAAUCGAAUUCUAAAUGUUCAAAAACCAUCCAAAGCACCUAAAAAGUCCAACCAAAUCUAUUUUCCACAAAAAUUCAAACCCAUAUCCAUUCCUCUUCCAGAUAAACCUGAAAGGCGUUUAAAAUUAUCCAAAGCCCCUAAAAUAACCUUCUU